AUGCGAUGCGCGAGCAAGGCCGCCGAGAGCGCGUCCGCACGUCUCUGUGCGGACGCCGAAGCAGAAACAACAGCAACUGAUGUGUCAUCGGUUGCUGAAGCGACCCAGCCUGUGUCACUUGAUGGAUCUGAAUCGACGGCGAUCGAAACCAAGCCGCCUGCCAAGCGUGGCAUGGAUGAUGCUAUGCGUCGCAGCAUCUUUGGUUCAUCUGAUGAAUCAGAUGAACCAUCGCCGAAGCGAAGGCGCUCGAAGUCGCAAGACUCGGGCGCUCACAGUGGUGUCGGUUCUCCUAUUGACACCACUUUGCAACGAGGUGCCAGUACUUCUGUCGGCACUUCGCAAGAAGAGCGGGACUGCAGUGUCUUGCGUCUCGCCCCUGAGAAGAAGGCAUCGCUGCCUCCAAAAUCUGUCAUGGAUCACUUGUCAGCGACGACGAGUGAUCUUUAUCGAACUACGGUUGUUCGAUUCGUCAAGGAUCCAUCACCUUGA
Messenger RNA from Peronospora matthiolae, 489 nucleotides. The record is from the annotation of a GenBank genome assembly. Lineage: Eukaryota; Oomycota; Peronosporomycetes; Peronosporales; Peronosporaceae.